Messenger RNA from Cylicostephanus goldi, 267 nucleotides. NCBI's taxonomy places the organism in Eukaryota, Metazoa, Nematoda, Chromadorea, Rhabditida, Strongylidae. The record is from the annotation of a GenBank genome assembly.
GUUAAAUCCAUUACAAUGGGAAAGUUUAACUAUACUCAACAAGUCAGUAUGCUUCCCGAUACGAUACCAUUCAUAAGUGUUCCAAAGACAGUUGCUGAUCAAAUCGCCAGUAAUGUUGGAGCAAAGCUCGUUAACGGAUCCUACGAAAUUGGCUGCCAUGUCACUAUUCCUAAUCUCGAGUUCAGCACAGAGAAAGCGAAGUAUUCCAUAAGCUCGGACUUGCUUGUUGUGAAGGUAACGACAUCGAUGUUUCCAUGUCAAAAAUGA